CAAAGUGCGCGAACUGUUCCUCUAGCGAUGGUGAAGGACCUUGUCAUCAAAUGCAGAGGUCUUCCUUAUUCCUGCGAUGAAAGUAGUCUUCGCAAGUUUUUGGGCGAUAGCGGAAUAAGCAAGGUGAACAUCAUCAUGCGCGAUGGUAAAGCUGCUGGUGACGCAUUUGUACACUACAGCAACGAGGAUGACUACAAAAGGGCGCUAAAGAAGGACAGGGAACACAUGGGACAUCGGUACAUCGAAGUCAUGCCAGCAGAUCAAGACAGCUCCAGUGGCGGUGGUGGCGGUCGUGGAGGCGGUCGCGACCGUGACAGAAGCAGCUUCCGCGAUCGUCGUGAUCGCGACUUUGACUACGGACGUCCUUCUCGAAUGAACAUGAUGAUGCCUGCACCAUACGGCGAAGGAGUUGUUCGACUGCGUGGACUUCCUUACGGCGCACGCGAAAGGGAUAUCUAUGAUUUCUUCGCACCGCUCAAUAUCGUAACGGAAGGUAUUCUUCUUCCUGAUGAUCGCACAGCAGCUAAGACCAAUGGUGAAGCAUACGUGGUCUUUGUUGACCAGGAUACUGCAGACAGAGCGCUCAUGCGGCACAUGAAGAACAUGCAACACCGAUACAUCGAAGUGUUUGCGGCUUCGUACGGCGAGAUGGUACAAUUCUGUGAUGAAUUCCGCCUGCGUGUACCACGCGGUGUUGCCGGGGGAGGCGGUUUUGGUGGUAUGGCUCGUGGAGGAUUCGAAGACUCUUAUGGUGGUGGCUUCGGGGCUUUCGGUCGUCCAGGAGGUGGUGAUCGUCCGGCGGCAGUUGCACCUUGGGAUGACACUCGUGCAGGUUUCGCAGGCUCGCCUAUGGCCGAUCCCUACGCAGGAUACGGUUCGUCAAGUUGGGCUGGAGCAGAUCGUCGUCCUCCUUCACCACGUGGAUCAUUUGGGGAUCCAUAUAGCAGAGUAAGUCACGGUGAUCCUUACGGAAGAUCUGUGGGUGCAGCCGAUCCGUACGGGCGCCCGGCACAGGCCGAAGAUCCUUAUCUGCGUGGAUCCAGAAGACCUGAAGACUUAUUUGCUAGAAGAAUCGAUCCAUAUGAAAUAGGUCGUGGUGCGUCGGAUUCCUGGCGCGAUGAUCGUGCUCCUGGUGGACCGGCUGCUUAUGGCGACUCAUGGCAGGAAUAUGGUUACGGAGGCAGUGGCGCUGGUGGACCAAUACGUGUACGUGAACAUUGGCGAGAUCGCGAAGAUUCCCGAGGGUCAGCUGCCGCCCCACCUCGUGGACGUGAACGGCCCGGGCAAAGGUACACACUCAAAAUGAGAGGGGUACCUUUCCGAGCUAUCGAAGCGGAUAUAUAUGACUUCUUCAACCCUAUCCGUCCAGCGCACGUUGAAAUAAUUCAUGAGGCAAGUGGACGACCUUCUGGAGAAGCUCGUGUCGAGUUCUCCAGCCGAAAAGACUAUGAUGAUGCUUUACUGAAGGACAAACAGUAUAUGGGGCCACGCUACGUGGAGUUGUUCCCCGAUUUUGGAAGUAAUCUGAAACUAUUCUAUCUUACCGAAAAUGAUGAUAUGCACUUUUUCGGUAAAUCGAUGUGGAUAAAUUGUUUCAAACACCGGUUUUUGGGGAUUUCCACCAUUGGUGCUGGUCGACGUGGUGGGUACGUGCCUGGUCGUGACCCGAUGGUGGACGAAGUGAUGCGAGGGUGGCAGCAAAGGUACUGCACGUUUUCCGACGUCUCUAUCUGUGUGACAACGUUCAACGUAAAUGGGAAGAGUCCGCCUGGUGUUUUGCGCGGAUGGUUUCCAGAUGGAAACCUUGCUGACUUUUAUGCUGUUGGCUUGCAAGAGAUGGAUCUUUCUGUUGGAACCUAUAUUAUUGAUAAUCCGAGAAAAAUGGAAGAGUGGAUGCAAUGCAUAAUGCGAUCACUACCUGGCGGAGGAAAAAAUUUCAAAGUUAUAUCCAGCAUGAGGCUGAUAGGAAUAUUCAUUGUGUUAUUUCAAACACGAAAUUCCCCUGUGAAAGUCUCCAAAAUCAGUGCUGCAUAUAUUGCAACAGGAAUCUCCAUGCUCGUCAAUAAACUUGGGAACAAGGGAGGUACAGCGAUAUCGUUGCGGCUGAACGAUACCCUGGUAUGUUUUGUAAACUGCCACCUGGCAGCUGGUACAGGAGAGUUGGAGCGAAGGAAUCAGGACUUUAGGAUAUUUCCCAGCUUACCUUCAGUGACGGUCUUUCCAUAUACGAUCACGACGCCGUGUUCUGACCAGAUCCGACAGAUAGCUUCCUGUUCUGAGUUUCCUGUUUUGCUCAAACUCGACCAGCUAAAAGAACAGCAAUCUAUUGGUCAAGUUUUUGUUGGAUUCCAAGAACCAGAACUUUUACCAUUUCGUCCCACAUACAAGUAUGACGCCGGGACUUCUACAUGGGAUACGAGUGAAAAGGCUAGGGUACCCGCAUGGUGCGACCGCAUAUUGUGGUGGACACGAGAUCCCGAUACUAAGCUGAAGUUGGACUGCUUUGAAAGCAUAGAACAGAUUUCGAUCAGUGAUCAUAAGCCAGUGCGAGCAAAAUUUGCGUUAAGGAUACGUAGUAUAGAUCAAGAAAAAGCUGAUAAAUUGUACGAUGAAGCGAUAAGGGAAGCAGAUCGGAGGGCUAAUGAACUUUUGCCUCAGGUUUCACUGAGUAUAACGGAGGUGGACUUUGGUGAAGUUCGCUUUCUUGAGCCUAGCACUCGCUUGAUAACAGUGAAGAAUACUGGCAAGUCUCCUGUGCGAUUCAAGUUCAUUGUUAGACCGGAGCGAGGUAUCUGCGCUAAGUGGCUUCAGAUAACACCACCACAUUAUGUUAUUCCGAUCGGACAAUCUACUCAGAUAUCAUUGACUGUCAUUAUCGAUAAGGAGAUUUCAUGGGAAGCGAAAGACACGAAGCUUCAAGAUAUUUUAGUCAUGAAUUUGGAACAUGGACGUGAUUACUUUGUACCCGUUGUUGCAACAUAUCUUCCCAGAUGCUUCGGAGUGUCACUUGAACACCUUAUGAACCGCAAAGCGGAACCGGAGAAGAACUUGAUAGAUUUUGGUGAUGGUCCAGAGGAUGACGAACUUUGCCCACCUAAUGUUCCCCGCGAGGUGUACAAACUAGUAUGCGCAUUGCAAAAAUUAGGAACUGACAAACUGGAUCUCAACGAUAUUGUUGACAACUCAACUUUCAUAAAAGUGCGAAUAGCUCUGGAAAACAAUUUCCCGAAAGAUCUAACUCUGCUGCAUGUACCAGCGCUAGCCUUCUACAGCGCACUCUUGCGAUUACUUGAAACUCUCAAAGAUCCACUGAUACCCUUCUCUAUACAGCGUGAAGUUCGAGUAGCAUCCAGCGAUGCCGCUGCCCUUUGGAGGAUCGUAGCAGGGCUUCCACCUGCAAAUGCUGCCACUCUCGAAUACCUUAUUGACUACUUACGUGGACUCAUGCAUCUUCCGGCGGCGGCAGAUCAGCUCGUUGCAUGGGCUGAUGUCAUAUUCCACGGAGGCGCCCUGCUGACCACAUUACCUCAUUUGGAACCCCGUGUAGUUGCUUUGCACAAUUUGUGCGCAUACAGGAGAGAUGUUGCCACAUUCUUUCCAAGCUGAAAACGCAAUGCCUAUAGCGUCCUUGUGCUUUACAUCAUUUUUGAAAAUUCUCCUUUAUCUUUCUUUCCUUAAUAGGACUGUUCUAUUAUGCUGAUCGCAUUUGUUUUUCUACGGUUACUGGGUCAGUAGAAAAUUUUUUGUGUAUAUUUGCCCUAUCAUUAAUAAUGCAGCGCAUUGGUCACCUGUUUGUACAAAUAUCCUUUUAAGUUAUUGCAUCAACUUUUUAGUCGUUUUGAUUCGAGCGGCUCAUGGUUUUAUUGUUUUGUAAUAAUUAAUAAUCACCACUGCGAAAUAUAGGCUUAGUUGUGCUUAUAGAAUUCUUGUCCUUAUCCACUCAGGAGUACGCCAUACUCUAUAAGUCUCUCAUUCUAUGCGUUGUUUUAGUCAUACAUUUUUACCAGUUAUGCGACGGUGACAUUUUGUGAUAUUUCACCUUGAUUUAUGUUUGUACCAUAAGUUAUCGCUGGUUUUUGGUGACUCAAUAGACUAAAAAAU
Cylicocyclus nassatus is the source of this 4101-nucleotide messenger RNA. The record is from the annotation of a GenBank genome assembly. NCBI's taxonomy places the organism in Eukaryota, Metazoa, Nematoda, Chromadorea, Rhabditida, Strongylidae.